Molecule: messenger RNA, 1708 nt
Organism: Daucus carota subsp. sativus
Lineage: Eukaryota; Viridiplantae; Streptophyta; Magnoliopsida; Apiales; Apiaceae
Product: benzyl alcohol O-benzoyltransferase
Exons: 2
Coding region: 224-1603 (459 amino acids)
Source: RefSeq, a predicted model, not a curated record
GAUCAUUUUUAUAAAUUUCUUAGAUUUUUUGUACAAAAUUCUGUGUGCUUUAAAAAAAAAUAAUUUGAAGUAGAUCGUCAAAGCACAUAAAAUUGUGUAUAAAAAAUCUAAGUGAUUUAUAAAAUGGAUCCGGGGAGUAUACAAGGGCGUUAAAUUAUAAAGGAACUGCCAAACGAAAUAACUAACGAUAUCUCUCUCUUUGUCUAAUUCUCACGCAUAGUCUAUGGCAGCACAAGACCCCUUGCUUUUCACAGUUACACGACGGUCACCGGAGCUAGUAACUCCUGCGAAACCAACCCCGCACGAGUACAAGCUGCUCUCCGACAUAGAUGAUCAAAAAAGUCUGCGAUUCCUGGUACCGUUUAUCCAUUUUUACGAAAAGGAAAAUAAUAUCGUUGAUGUGCAAGAAAUGGACCCUGUGAAAGUCAUUCGGGAAGCACUUUCAAAAGCCCUUGUAUUUUACUACCCGCUUGCUGGCAGGCUACGUGAAGGCCUGUAUGGAAAACUUGGAGUGGAAUGCACCGGAGAAGGUGUGUUGUUCGUCGAAGCUGAUGCAGAUGUAACAAUGGCGCAAUUUGGCGAUGCACUUCAACCCCCAUUUCCGUUUUUAGAGCAGCUUCUUGUUGAUGCACCUGGCUUUGAUGGAGUUCUUGAUUGUCCUUUGCUCCUUAUUCAGGUAACUCGACUCAAGUGUGGAGGAUUUAUAUUUGCAAUGCGCUUUAACCACACAGUCUCUGAUGCUGCUGGAGUUGUCCAAUUUAUGAUAGCAUUAAGUGAAAUUGCGAGAGGUGCAAGUAGCCCAUCCAUUCCUCCAGUGUGGCAAAGAGAAUUACUCAAUGCAAGAAUUCCGCCUCGUGUGACAUGCACACAUCACGAGUAUGAUGUCGUGGGUGACACCGAGGUAUCCAUGAUUCCUCCAAGUGACAUGGUCCGUCGUUCGUUCUUCUUUGGCCCUAAUGAAAUUCGUAUCCUUCGUGAAUUAAUUCCGCCUCACCUUCGUACACGCUCUUCCUAUGAGCUGAUCACCGCUUGCUUAUGGCGGAGUCGUACUCGUUCUCUAAAGCCUCACCCUGAAGAGGAGGUGCGCAUGUUAUGCGUUGUCAAUGCACGCGGAAAACAUGAUCCUCUGCCUCUGGGAUACUACGGAAACGCAUUCACCUACUUAGCGGCUCUGACAACAGCCGAAAAGCUUUGUCAGAAUCCAAUUGGAUACGCAUUGGAGCUUGUGAAGAAAACUAAAGAAGAUUUUACAGAGGAAUACAUAAAAUCUGUAGCGGACUUGAUGGUUUUAAGAGGACGGCCUCAUUUUGCAAUCGCGCGAACCUAUCUCGUGUUAGAUGUGACUCGUGUCGGAUUCGGGUACAUUGAUUUUGGAUGGGGCAAGCCUGUUUAUGGUGGUCCAGCCAAAUGUGGGAUAGGUUGCACACCGGAGGUGGAAAAUAUGAAUAGUUUUUAUAUACCGUUCAGAAACAAAAUGGGCGGGAAAGGAGUUAUGGUGCCGGUUUGUUUACCGGCAUUGGCAAUGGAAAAUUUUGCAGCUGAACUCGAUGGCAUGUUGAAGAACAAUGUAAAUACUUCACCUCUUCGCAAAUCACCACUGUAAAUCUUCUAAGAAAACAUUUGUAUUAAGAAACUUGAUGGUAUUUGUGAUCCCUUGUAAAGGGACUAUCUGGUUUACUUUGAAUGAACAUUCAGCUUCUUUCUUUAA